This is a messenger RNA of Carassius carassius (crucian carp), 1729 nucleotides long. RefSeq names its product protein c-ets-2-A-like. The coding region runs from base 285 to 1400 and encodes 371 amino acids. Gene Ontology annotation, biological process: cell differentiation; regulation of transcription by RNA polymerase II. The transcript is spliced from 8 exons. Gene Ontology annotation, molecular function: sequence-specific DNA binding; DNA-binding transcription factor activity, RNA polymerase II-specific. Gene Ontology annotation, cellular component: nucleus. The record is from RefSeq and is a predicted model, not a curated record. NCBI's taxonomy places the organism in Eukaryota, Metazoa, Chordata, Actinopteri, Cypriniformes, Cyprinidae.
CUGAAGGGACGUCUGUCAAACCUGUCUAGUGAUGUUUUUCUACUCCCCAUCGACACCUUUUCUAUGAAUGGAAGGGUAACAAAUCUGUGGUCGUGACUCCUGUCUGACGUCACGAGGAGUUAAAGGAGGGAACCGCAGUCACGACGCAUUCCUUCACGAGACGCGCGGACACACCCCAUCGCGCACGGCCUCUUUAUAACGGUCCUGAGUCCAGCAGAAACAGUCAACAGAGCUGGAAGGCAGAGAUUGAAGCUGUAGCAAAAGGACUUUGAGAACUUUAAGAUAUGGAAAUGUAUCAAGCUGGAUUUUACACAGAAGACUUCAGAACUCAGGAGGUUCCUGGUGGAUUUGACUUCAGCUCAUAUGACUGCAGUGGUGAAGACCUGUCCUUUUUAUUAGACAGCAAAGGACCUGGCCAACAGCAGUAUCCAGAAACAUUUUCAGAGUCCCAGAAGGAGCAUUUGCACAGUUCUAAAGAUCAUACUCUUGCAGUCAACUCCACUGACUCUGGACUCUUUAAUCUGGAUUCCUUUCCUGAGUUUAGCUGUUGGGCAUCCUAUACUAACAUUCCAGAAGGAAUGGUAGCAGACAGGCAGCAGGUUGCCUUUCAGGAGACAAAUCAAACCUACCAGAACCUUGUUCCUCUAUGCACUCCAGCACAAAGCAGUCCAUUCAGCCCAGGGAUGGACACCAGCAGCCAUUACCAACCUGGGAAAGGUCCAAAUCACAGAGGAGCAUCCGGUACCGUCAGUCUGGACCAUCUGGGUGAUACUGAGAGAACAUAUGUCUUGUAUGAGGCAGAGCAGCAGAACAGACCUUCAUAUUGGUCUGAUUAUCCCUCACCCAGUUACUGCACUUCCAUGCUUGGACAGCCAGCAUCAUCUUCAUCACCUCCACUUACGAAAUCCUCUGAGCAGUUCUGUCCCCGUGUGGCCAAAAGGCGUAAUGCACCAUCUCAAAGAUCAGACAGAGAGGGGGAAAUGACACCCAUGUCUGCCUAUCCAGGAUCCGGACCCAUCCAGCUUUGGCAGUUUCUUCUAGAACUUCUGCUAGAUUCUGCUUGCCACACGUUUAUUAGCUGGACUGGAGAUGGCUGGGAGUUUAAAAUGUCAGAUCCUGCAGAGGUGGCAAAGCGGUGGGGCCAGUGUAAGAACAAGCCAAAGAUGAACUAUGAGAAGUUGAGUCGUGGCCUGCGCUACUACUACCACAAAAACAUAAUUCACAAAACGGCGGGAAAGCGUUACGUCUACCGCUUUGUUUGUGACGUCCAAGGAAUGCUUGGAAAAACAGCACACGAGGUUUUUACAAGUCUAAACAUCUCACCAUCAAAUGGCGCAUCUCCACAAUCUGUAGUAAACACAGCCAGAUCAGAGGAAACCACAGACUCCUGGGCAAAUUAGAGAAGAAUGUUUUCAAAUGCCCCUAAUUAUCUGAAUGAACUGUAAAACAUCAGAAGUCAUUCCCUGGAAAUAUUAAGGACAGAGAAAAGACUGAAGUUCUAUUCAAAUAUAUGUACUUUAAACUGAUUUUGACUUCUGAAUAAGUUGAAUUUCAACAAUGGAGCUGAAAUCGGCCAUCAAAUGCAGUUAAGGUGCCUUUAGAAAACAUUGUUAGCUACCUCUUUUGAUACUGAUACUUUUUUUUAAAUGUAAACUUAUGUUUUGACAUGUUUUGUGUAUAUGUUUUGUGCAUUCUUGUAAAUAAAUUAUGGAUACACCUUUUUACAAAA